AUGGCGGCGACGGUAACAGACGUUCCGGCGAAAGAGGAGCCGGUGGCAACCAAGACGGCUGAAUCGGACAUGGCGGGGGUAACUUUCGUGGCGACGGUGGAUGAAAAGGAAGCGGCGGGAGCGGCAGAUGAGGAGGAAAAUGUGGCGGUGGAGGCGGAAGUGGAGGCUGUGGCGGAGGAAAAGGUGGAGGCGGCUGCAGCGCCGGCGGAGGAUGAGGAAAAGGAGGAGGCGAAGGCGGCGGAGGAGGCUGCGGAGGAGGCGACCGCGAAGGAAAAGGUGUUGGCGGCGGCAGCUGCGGCGGAGGAGUUGGACAAGGAGAUUGCGGCAGCGACUACGACAACGGAAGAAAAGGACUUCGAAUUAGUGCCGGGGGUUGCUUCGGAGUUAUCGGCGAUACACACUAAGACGACUCGCGCAUCUAAACGUGACAUUGAAAAAAUGGACAAGCCUCGCCCGAAGAGACGCUUGGUGCAUCUGUCGACGGCGACAAAGGCGCCUACACAAACUGCGAAGUCUUCCAUGCAAGAACCCAGCAUUAUAGAGGUAUAUGAAUAUUGCAACGAUACAUUUCAUUAA
Molecule: messenger RNA, 576 nt
Organism: Ananas comosus (pineapple)
Lineage: Eukaryota; Viridiplantae; Streptophyta; Magnoliopsida; Poales; Bromeliaceae
Exons: 2
Coding region: 1-576 (191 amino acids)
Source: RefSeq, a predicted model, not a curated record